AUGAUACCCCUAAGGCGUUUGUUUUGCAGAAGUUUUUCCCUAAGGUCACUUGUUCUGAAAGGAAGUAAUUAUGUGUCGGAUAUACCUGAAAAUGCGCCUACUUUGCAGGAAAAUGCGGCAUGGCUUAAUAGACUGGCUGUUAGAGAUGGACAUGGCAAAAUUUUAAAGAUAGAUGACGACAACGACGGAAAAAUCGAGGAAGAUACUUAUGAAAUCAAACAGAAAUCAGGCAUUGAUAAUCCUGAUACCAAUGAUCACUUUAUUUCAUUCAAAUCCAAGAAGACUAAACGUACCUAUAACGUUGUUGAACAGCCAAGUAAUCCCGAUGGUUAUCAUAUACUUUCUGUUCCCACGUCCGCUUAUGACAUUGCGUCAUCUCCAUAUUCAACUUUAUCCUCUAGGUGGCGUCCAAAGUCUGAUAGUGUGCAAUCAUUCUCUGAUCUUAAAGUGGUGAAAUUGCGAUCGGGCAGAGGAGGUAGUGGUAUGGUUUCGUUUUGUCGAGAUGCUGGUGUUGCUGUGGGGCCUCCUGAUGGAGGCGAUGGAGGCGAUGGAGGCGAUGUUUACAUUAUGGCAGUGAAAGGUUUGAAUUCAUUGCACGGAGUCAAGACCAGAUAUAUAGCCAAGGGUGGAUUAAAUGGAAGUGCGGGUCAGCUUGAUGGCAAGAAGGGUGAGGGUAUGGUAAUUACCGUUCCUGUUGGCACCACUAUACGAUGGUGUCCAAAGCCCGUAGAAAUAAGAUCCUUACAAAAAGACCCUGAUCACCUGAAUAAGGUGUUCCAUAUCAAGACAGUGGGACAGUUUUAUGAUGACAGGAUUCCUAUAGAUAUCCAGUUUUUCAGGCAUUCCUACGCUAUAGGUAAAGGAUGGGUCUUUAAGGACAAGGACGAGGAAUAUCAUUUGCAGAAGGAGUAUUUUCUUAAACUCAGAGACAGUGUGAGACUGUUUGAUAAACAAUCCAGAUACGAUGAAAUACAGCGUGAUAGAUUUCCCGUAGAUGGCAUAGAUUUAUCUGAACCCAGUACAGAGCCGAUACUUUUGCUUAGGGGAGGACGUGGUGGUCUGGGAAAUAUGCAUUUUCUUACUCCAGAUAUCCGUAACCCUAGAUUUGCUAAAUUGGGUCGUGAUGGUCUCGAGGAGAAUUUUAUCUUUGAGCUCAAGCUUCUUGCCGAUCUUGGCUUAGUGGGGCUUCCUAAUGCUGGAAAGUCUACAUUGCUAAGGGCCAUAUCACGAGCAAGGCCUAAGGUUGGCCAUUGGAAAUUUACCACUUUACAGCCCACCAUAGGAACGAUAUUCUUAAGGAUCGAUCAGCCCCCUUUCACGGUCGCUGAUAUUCCGGGUAUUGUCGAGGGAGCUAAGGAAAAUAAAGGCAUGGGGCUCAGCUUCUUACGACAUAUUGAGCGUUCCGGAGGGAUAAUAUUCGUUGUAUCGCUUGGUAAUAAGGACCCUGUGAAAGACCUUCAGAUUUUGGAGGAGGAAUUAGGUCAAGAUAGACUUGAUGGUAAAAAUAAGCUUAUUGUUGCUACUAAAGCAGACUUGGAUGGAACCAAAGAACAAUUUGGCUUACUGAAGGACUAUUGCUCUCAGAAAGGAUGGAAAUGUGUACCAUGCUCUCCUAAAACAGGAGGCAACGUUGAAACAGUUAUCCAACUUAUGGCUGAAUGUUCUGGAAAGAUGAAUGACUGA
This is a messenger RNA of Brettanomyces nanus, 1683 nucleotides long. RefSeq lists its product as uncharacterized. Gene Ontology annotation, molecular function: GTP binding; GTPase activity. The coding region runs from base 1 to 1683 and encodes 560 amino acids. Gene Ontology annotation, cellular component: mitochondrion. The transcript has a single exon. Lineage: Eukaryota; Fungi; Ascomycota; Pichiomycetes; Pichiales; Pichiaceae. The record is from RefSeq and is a predicted model, not a curated record.